AUACAACGGCAUUAAUUAUCGAUGUAAUCUGGAUUAAUUUUUCAGUAAAUCUUAACACACAAAUCAUUUCACUUCGUUUGUUCAUUCAGGAAACUUUACGUAGAUCACGAACUUCUUGGUCAACUCUCCAAACCUCAUUAUUUUAUCUUUUACGAAUAAAGCCUCAAAUUGUAAAACUUGGAUCAUCAGCAGAUUCUAUUACUAAUGUUAAUAAUAAAUGUGAUCCAGCUACUUGUGGUCGUCGAAUGUUUCUAGCAUCUCUUAUAGUAGCUUCGAAAUAUCUUCAAGAUCGUAAUUACGCAAAUAGUGCCUGGUCAAAAAUAUGUGGCUUACCUGUGAAGGAAAUCAACGCGAUCGAACUACGUUUUCUUCAUCUUAUAGAUUAUAAUCUUUUCAUCAAAGAACCUAUUUUUAAUAAAUGGUCAAAUCUUUUACGAUCACAUAUCUGCGCUAAUUUAGGAGCUGAAGUAACACAGAAUAACGCUUUCG
Scutellospora calospora is the source of this 489-nucleotide messenger RNA. Lineage: Eukaryota; Fungi; Glomeromycota; Glomeromycetes; Diversisporales; Gigasporaceae. The record is from the annotation of a GenBank genome assembly.